AUGUUCGAAGAAAAAACACCGGAUGGGUUCAUACAGGUGCUUCCUUGUCCCGCUGUUUGCUUCUCGCCCACGCCUAUAGGCGAGCGUGGCUUGCUUGUUACGAUAACGUUUAUUUUGAAACAACUUGACGGUAGAGUUAAAGACCUUUGUUCCCAUUUAAUGCUGUGUAAAACUUGUCUUGAAUAGUUUGAAGAGUUCAUUUUUGGCCAUUGCCUAAUCUAGGGUCUAUUGCCACGUGCUGUCACACAGUUAUUUGUCGCGUAGACUGUGAAUGCAUGUUAACCAUUUCAAGGGAUCUCGAUGUAAAAAGUCAACUUACGUCCUCGUGGCCUGAACCCUGGUCUGAGGCUAUUAUGCAGCACAUAAAAUUCCUCAGACGAUGUAGAGGUAGUAAAACAUGUCCAGAAAGCAGUUUUAAGUAAAUAAAAAUCCAUUGGAUUCCACUAAUCAUUACUAACUAAGGUCCUUAAGGCUUCACUGAUCAUUUAGGACAUGACAUUGUCGGUCAGUUAUAUCCGGACUCUUGGCCGGGAAAACCGGACGUUCGGACACAUGCCCAGUUGGUAGUUGAGUCUAUCGUUCGACCGUUUGUGCCACGGCAUUAAGCCCUGUCUUUUGCUGCCGGGAAUGCUGAAAGUCAGGGGUGUGUAGCGUUUAUUGGUCUGACCGAUUACGAUGCGUAAUACACGCAUCCCAUUUUUUGUAUUUGGACGCCGAAUUCGAAUGACCUUAUGACGACAUCCCGAUCCAGGUCCGUAAUAUGGUUAGCUGUUGAAGCUAAGUAGGCCGCAAAUGACUAUUUCAUCUCCCCUUGCAUUUUUAGUGAUUAUUCUUGAUGCCUGACCGUCCGUAUAUGACAAUUUGCAAAAUAAUCGUGUAUUUUAACUAUAGGAGGGCCCCUGUCCCAGCACAAUUGGUUACUGUUUCCUGGUUAGUGUUUCUGCAUCUGAAAAUCCAGCUUAAGAGAGUUUACGGUCAAGUCAACUACCCCGUGGAUAUAAUAAGUUGGUCUCAGAGAAGGUUAUGGGAGCAAAACAGCAUGAGCGUCUAAGAUUGUGGGGCAGUUUAUACUCAGUCCGUAUUUACGUACAAUGCCAGUCAUACCAUUUGGUCAAGAGUUUAAUCUUGUCUUUGCCCUUAUAGAGCCUCUUAUUAAGGGUUUGGGCUACGUUUGGUGGGUUUCGAGAAACCCGAUUGACAUCUGGCAAAUCCGUGUUAUGUGCAUCUCGUGAAGCCACUGGUCGAGGGAAGAUCGCAAACAAUCCUUACUCCUUGUCAUUUUCGCAACAUACUAAUGGGCACGGUCGACUGGUGCUCGUUUAGUAGUAUUUUAAGACUUUCUGCUGACAGUUUGUGUUUAAUCAAGCUCGUUAGCACUUAAAACAACUUGCCCGUAUAGUUGACCUCUGAGUGUCCCGGCCUGGUAGGUACCAGCUAUGCGUUCCGCAUAACUAAACUGUUACACAUGUUCGGUGGUUCGCCAACUUCUUUUUGACGACCGCGUUUUGACGCCAUCUCACGCGUCUGUCGUUUUGCACCUGCUGUGCUUUGCGUGCAUUUAAAUGUCACAAGAUUCGCACUUCAUUUUUAAGAUGCAGGAAAUCAUUCACUCUUAAUCCAACUGACUUAAUUUCACUCUUCAGGUAGAAGUACCGGAUUCGCCAGGUGAGAGGGCUGAAACACAAGCUGAGCCAUCGCUGCUGCAGCAGGAAUCUCCGCCCGUCAGCACUGUUGCCAAAACUUCCCAUGAUGAUGAUGAUGCUGAUGAAGAUCUCAACAUCAACGAUCUUGAUGCAAUAGAUGACUCUGAUUUUGAGGACGAGACCCUUGUAGAGCGACUGAUCGGCCUCACCGAAAUGUUCCCCGAAUCCUUCCGAAACGGUGUCUGUACCUCAGUCUCAGCCGUGCUGACUGGAAUCAAAGGCACAUAUUCUCUGAGUCGCGGUCUUUUAUGGUUUAUAGCUAGCACCUCAACCGUGUGCUUCCUUCCUCUACUGUUAGAGUUAGAACGGGUUCAGGUAGAGGAGCAGGAGGCCGUUGAGCAGAGGACCAUGAUGCUCGGCCCCACUGCGGUUGGCGGCGCUGGCCACAGCGGUCUGGCUGGCUUUUCCGCUACUGUGCCUGUCCUUACACCUGUUCAGAAAUGA
Molecule: messenger RNA, 2147 nt
Organism: Spirometra erinaceieuropaei
Lineage: Eukaryota; Metazoa; Platyhelminthes; Cestoda; Diphyllobothriidea; Diphyllobothriidae
Source: the annotation of a GenBank genome assembly